This is a messenger RNA of Morchella importuna, 543 nucleotides long. RefSeq lists its product as uncharacterized. The transcript has 7 exons. Gene Ontology annotation, molecular function: GTPase activity; GTP binding. Gene Ontology annotation, cellular component: cytoplasm; Golgi apparatus. Lineage: Eukaryota; Fungi; Ascomycota; Pezizomycetes; Pezizales; Morchellaceae. Gene Ontology annotation, biological process: vesicle-mediated transport; intracellular protein transport. The coding region runs from base 1 to 543 and encodes 180 amino acids. The record is from RefSeq and is a predicted model, not a curated record.
AUGGGAGCUUUCCAGAGCAUGUUUUCGCGGUUAUGGUCGAAGAAGGAGGUCCGGAUAUUGAUAUUGGGACUUGACAACGCUGGAAAAACUACAUUACUCUACCGGCUGAAGAUUGGUGAAGUGGUGACUACGGUCCCUACAAUCGGUUUCAAUGUCGAGAGCGUCACAUACAAAAACCUGAAUUUCAAUGUCUGGGAUCUUGGUGGUCAAACCUCGAUUCGACCCUACUGGCGCUGCUACUACGCCAACACGGCGGCUGUCGUCUUCGUUGUUGACGCCACAGACCACACCCGUCUUGAGACUGCCGCCGAGGAGCUAGCAGCAAUGCUUAACGAGGACGAGCUGCGCGACGCAAGUCUGCUUGUGUUUGCAAACAAGCAGGAUCAGCCCGGCGUGCUGGGUGCAGCCGAGAUCAGUGAGGCAUUGAAGCUCCCAAGCUUGAAGGAAAGGAAUUGGAGCAUCUUUGGGUGCAGUGCUGUUACGGGUGAUGGUGUGAACGACGGCAUGGAUUGGCUUGUGACUACCGUCCAAGAGAACCAAUAA